AUGCCGGGUCACCUAAUGUUUGAGCUUUGCCCCUUGGGACAGGGCACUCUGAUGUCGAGGGCAACGGGUAGAACGGACGCCAAGAAACGGAGUCAAACAGUUUCGGCGACGGGGCUCUCGUUUGCUUCAGAGCUUCAGCACCCCUCUGUGACCAAGAGACACGCGCGCCGACGUAAGAUGAGUGGUAAUAGGAAGGAGGACACAAGUCGGGGCCACGAAGAAGUGCGCGUUCACGCUCGAUUGAGAAAGAGGCUAGCAGGAGUUGAAUCGGAGCCGAGAUUGAGACAACCUCGCAGAUACUCAGAGACAAAACCGAACCCGGUCGGGUCGCCGAAGACGCAAGACAAGCGUGAACAAGGCAGACGCCGCUGCCCGCACGCCGUCCCCGGCGGGCCUGCACCCGAUACGGGCAACGAUAUGAGACCAAGUACCGGCACCGCGGACAACGGCAGUUCUCUCUUCGCCCCCUGGUACCUAGUCAGUCCUGCAGUAUCCGCAGAGCAAUUGUCUCCAAGUCACCAACCAAACGAAACAGGAAGCUCGUUAAGGACGGUGGGGAACCUAGAAGUAUGGAAAGGCAAAAGUCAAUUGAGAUUAUUGGAUAACGGCUAUCGAGUGGAGAAGAAGCGUGAAAAAUUGGAUGCGCAAUCUGACAAGCUCCAAAAGAUUGGACUUGGGGGAAAAGAGGCAGUGGAGCAAUGUUGGCCCGAUCUUACACCGACAAAAGUACCCAAGUCCAACGUCUACAGCACUCGCAAUAAACAAAGUUCCUUCCAGUAUUUCCCCCCUUCGAUGCUUAUCCAAGAUAUCAUCGUUAUUAGCCGUCGGGUUACGAAUCACAGUCGUCUCUCUGCAUAUUCACUGGAGCCUGCCCAUCAAUCAAGCUUCUUCAUAGUGGGUGUCUUGUAUCCAACCCCUCCAACGGGGUCCAGUGUGGACGCGGGGCCUACGUCAACCAAUUUUGACGCUUAUUUUAUGUUCUGUCUUCCUUUUUGUCGGAUCGCAGAUCAAGAUGAUACUGAUUGGGAGAUGUUGGGGUUUUAUUUACAGGCCCUCCAUCGUCACUCUCACGAUAACCUCACCCUGCAAAGCAUCAAUCCCACGUGGCAACCAACCACUUAUGUGCAGGCAUUCGUCUGUAUUGAGCAAACAUCUCUGGGGCUUCCCGCUGCCAUAUCCGCACCCUACCGCCAGCCUGGUUCCAUCCACCCUUGCAGCGAGCAAAAGUCUUCUCUGAGUGUGCCGCUCUUCUUGAGCUGGCCAAACCUAGGCGAUCCCAUGUCGCCUUCCAAAAAUCUUCGUCUUCCUCCACAAUUCAAAUGA
Colletotrichum lupini is the source of this 1323-nucleotide messenger RNA. RefSeq lists its product as uncharacterized. The transcript is spliced from 15 exons. The record is from RefSeq and is a predicted model, not a curated record. NCBI's taxonomy places the organism in Eukaryota, Fungi, Ascomycota, Sordariomycetes, Glomerellales, Glomerellaceae. Bases 1 to 1323 code for a protein of 440 amino acids.